This is a messenger RNA of Eurytemora carolleeae, 576 nucleotides long. RefSeq names its product histidine-rich protein PFHRP-II-like. NCBI's taxonomy places the organism in Eukaryota, Metazoa, Arthropoda, Copepoda, Calanoida, Temoridae. The coding region runs from base 1 to 576 and encodes 191 amino acids. The transcript is spliced from 2 exons. The record is from RefSeq and is a predicted model, not a curated record.
AUGCAUCAUGUGGAUUCAGAUUACGAUAUGCAGCACGGGGACUUAGAUUAUAGUAUGCAUCACGGGAAUACAGUACACCAUAUGCAUCACUGGGAUUCAGAUCAUGGUAUGCAUCAUGGGGAUUCAGAUUACGGUAUGCAUUACGGGGAUUGCGGUAUGAACCAUGGGGAUUCAGAUUACAAUAUGCAUCACGGGGAUUCAGAUUACGGUAUGCACCAUGGGGUUUCAGAUUACUGUAUGCAUAACGGGGAUUCAGAUUACGGUAUGCAUUACGGGGAUUCAGAUUACGGUAUGCAACAUGAGGAUUCAGAUUAUGCUAUGCAUCAUGGAUUAGGAUAUGCAUCAUGGGGAUUCAGAUUACGGUAUGCAUCACGGGGAUUCAUAUUACGGAUGCAUCACGGGGAUUCAGAUUAUGGUAUGCAUCAUGGGGAUUCAGAUUACGGUAUGCAUCACGGGGAUUCAGAUUACUGUAUGUAUCACGGGGCUUUAGAUUACGGUAUGUAUCACCGGGAUUCAGAUUACGGUAUGCAUCACGGGGAUUUAGAUUACGGUAUGCAUCAUGGGGAUUCAGAUUAA